UUCCCAGAACCAACUGGCCCUCACCCUCAACGCAGGAAAAAUCACGAUAGUUCCAGUGCCUCCUCAUGCGUCACUACAACAAAGGAAUUUACUUUAGAAGAACUGCAGAGACUUCUUUUUACUAAAAACGACAUUCAGGAGAUCAGUGUCAAGCGUCCAGUGGAAUCACGACAAAAUGAGUGCUGUUGUGAGUAUAUAAUACCCGACCGGGACAUUUAAAUGCCUUAGUUAGUUUCCACCAGUGAUAGAGAGAGGGCAGCGCAAAUGAGAGAUCAUCUUAAAUUUAACGGCAAGGUGAAAAACAUUACCUGAUCUGGGAACACCUCUGGUUUUCGAACGCCAUUUUGAAAAAUGUGAAUGUCUUCCCUUUUUUGUGCUUACCGAAUGGAACUAUGGGUAGAAACACCAAGUCAAACCGAACAAAUAACGAGCAAAGCCGGUGGGCAUACGAAAUUAUCCCAUUUCUGAAAUGGCCGCCAUGAUGUGAAAUAACAAGGUAAUUAUCAGUGGGAAAAGGGGGUGUAUACAGUCCCGCACACAAGUCUUUCCUUGGAACGACGAGUCCCAUCUGAAUACAAUCGAUUUCGCCAUUUCGCCUACUCUAGAAUUAUGAACUAGAGGUUAAAAAUUGUAAGUAUAAUGUGGCGAGCAGAUGCUGGGCAGUAAAACAUCAUAUGAGAAACGAUGAACUAACAUAUACGUUUUGCUAAUUAUAAACCCUUUUAUAUGGCCGAUUUAUAGUUGUGGAUAAACGACUUCAGGGGAGCGCCAAAAUCACCAGUUCUUUGUGAUUUGGGUCUUUAUUGGCCAGUUACAAUCAUACCAAAAUAAUUUGAAACUGUUUGUGCGCGCCACAGGACACAGCGACAGGACAACCAAGGAACCAAAGGAGACCCAAAGAUUAGGCUGCUGCUCGCCUGGAGGCGCGCAGCCAUUAUUAUCAUCAUAAUGGUAUUUUAAUUCUGUUUCAGGGUGUGAUGCAACUAAGACAAAUCCAAACUUUCAAUGUCCCAUGCAUAAGCAUGACAAAGCAGUCGUGAAGAAGACUUCACAGUUACCACUGGCUCUGAGAUCACUUCCGAAGGAAGUUGGUUUGUGUACCUCCACUAUCCCCGGGCAGGAAUGUAGUAUUUGCGCCAAGCGAAAGAUUCCUGUUGGUGCGUGGAUUGGCCCUUAUGAAGGAAAAUUUUUGAAGCCGAAAGAGCUGUCUUCAACAACCGACACAUCAUAUAUGUGGGAGGUAUGUUCACGAAAGAGUGGUUAUUUCAGUAUUUUGCAAAAAAAAAGUUUAUUUUGAGAUGCGACUGUUCAGUUACAAAUUAAAGAGGUCGAUAAAAUGUGACAAGCGCAAAGGGUGGACUAUUUAACGAGCAGUAGGAGAGUUCGUCAUCUAUCACAACAAAGCCGUAGAAUUUUAAUAGCAUAUUGUAUAAAUUUAUUUUUGUUUGGUGUACACUACCCUCUCUACCAGCAGAGCCUCUCUUUCGUAAUCGAGAAAGACUCCGCUUGAAUCUUUUUUGAGCUUGCGCUGAAUCUUGCUACUGUACAGUUUCCAACCCAGGCCUAAUAGCCGUGCGCUUGGUACAGCGGGCUUAGUUAUGAACAUAGGGUUACCAAAAAACGUAUGCUGGCUCUCGGAAAAGCCAAUUUAACGAGAAAGCAAGGUUGACAAGUCCAGAAGUUCGGACUGCGGCGUCUUCACUAGAUUCAGACAGAGCUUCCUUUUUCCAGACAGGGAACGGGGGGGGUUUUACACAGAACCAUCAAAAAAAUUAACUCUGUCCAUCCAUUCAAUUUUCAGAUUUUUCAAAAUGGUGAACUGACAGGUUAUAUUGAUGGCAGUGAUGUUAAACUCACAAGCUGGAUGCGAUUCAUUCGUUCUGCUCGACACAAGAGGGAACAAAAUCUAUUUGCGUUUCAGUACUUGGGCAGAAUAUUCUAUCGUGCAUUCAAAGAUAUUCUACCUGGAGAAGAAAUGCUAGUAUGGUACGAUGAAAAAUACCCACAAUACCUUGGAAUUCCAUGGACAAUAUGUGACCUAGCAGCUGCAGUUCCUCCUGGUAGGUGGUCCCAAGGUUACCAUUCUUCGUUCUUUUUUGUGUUAUCUAAUCUGAAGAGAGAUAGCAUUCAGUUUACAUUUUUUUCAAAAUGUGAGUUUUAUCCCCGCUGCAUGAAUAGUAGCCUCAGGCAGCCUCCGUUACCCUUUCUGGGACAGUUUAAGAGGACGAUAAAUCAGAUACCCUGCUGGGUACGAGAGGUUUUCUUUCUCGCGUGCGGCAGGAUGCUUCUGAAGCGGCGGCAGCACGAAGUUACGAGCGGCGAAGCACUGAAAACCGCACAUGACAAGUCUCUUGCACCGAGAAUAUAAAUCGCACGAUAUUCCCCAAAUCGUCCCUUAAAAAAGGCCUGUUACUAGGGUUACGUGUUUGCAGCGUGGUGUUCAUUUGAAUUUCUGAAACGCAAACGCAACGAAGGCGCUCGAAUCAGACCCCGCCCCUCCCACAUAAUUAUAUAUGUCGGUACCUAGCCGGCGUAGCAAGCGUUUCCGCGCGAGUUGGUCGAGGAAGCUGGAACGAUAGCGGAAUAAGUCGUGCGGAAACACUUACUACGCAGGCCUGUCGGCGCCAAGCGAAAGCAAGGAGUCGUAUAUUGAUUCUGGGACAGAUAAUAAGUAGGAGGGAAAAUUUUUGUGCCUAUCACUAGGAGAUUUCUAAAAAACCAAACGCAAAAUCACUUUUCAUAUCAUACAUCAAAUCAUUAAAAGGAAAAAAACCUAUGCUUCAUAUCUCUCAGUUUAAUCUAAGUUAGUAAUUUUACGAAAAAAGAGUGUCAAACCGACUAUAGAGCCAGUACACUCUACAAAAGAAACGGAAACAGCUCAUGUUACAAAAAGUAUCUCUUUGACAACUACUAAUUUAGAAUUUGCUUAAAUUACCUCUUUAGGUACCAGUUCUCGAACCGAUGAAGUCAUAAUGGUGUCGCCCGUCGGCAAAAAUGAUCGACCGCUGAACAUAAGCACCCAAGAAUCGAUUUUCCCUAGUCCUCCUCCGUCACCGCUUUCGAAGCCCAGCAGCCCAUGGAAACGAGUGUCAACGUCGAUACAAGUGAAACGCUCUCCUUUACAUCCAUCACAGGACGAAAGACUGUGUUAU
Porites lobata is the source of this 3152-nucleotide messenger RNA. Lineage: Eukaryota; Metazoa; Cnidaria; Anthozoa; Scleractinia; Poritidae. The record is from the annotation of a GenBank genome assembly.